This is a messenger RNA of Salpingoeca rosetta, 2012 nucleotides long. RefSeq lists its product as uncharacterized. Gene Ontology annotation, molecular function: protein binding. The record is from RefSeq and is a predicted model, not a curated record. The transcript is spliced from 13 exons. Bases 214 to 1581 code for a protein of 455 amino acids. NCBI's taxonomy places the organism in Eukaryota, Choanoflagellata, Craspedida, Salpingoecidae.
GCAACGAAGCGAGAGGCUGACGACAACGACAACGCACACCAACCAUCCAACCUGCCAGCCAGCAGCAACGACUUGGCUCGCCCACACACACUUCGCCUCCCAACACCAACACGAGCACGAACAGGACACCCAGCACACCACUCUUCGAUCAAACGCAGAAGCAAGCUGCAACAGGCUGCUGAGUCUUCUUCUCACCACCGCUUGCACAGAAGCAUGAACUCACCUGGCUCCGACAACAUGGAGGAUUCUGCCGUGGAGGAGACCUCUGCCCAUGCCUCGGCAGUCCGUAUUCGAAAAAUGAAGGCCCUCAUCGCUGAAAUGGGGGAGCAGGAGCUGGUGCAGUCCCUCAACCUGCUCAUUGACCGCCUCCGCCGAGACCCCGUCCUCGAGCUCCCAGGUGAGGUGUGCGGACAGAUUUUCGAGUACCUCGACUCAAAGGACCUUCGCAAGUGUGAGCUUGUCUCCAAGCGGUGGCGUGCCGUCGUCCACGAAAACUCUGUGUGGCGCCACCUCUUCUUCCGCACACUCCAGGAGCAACAAGGCUGGCACAUGCUGCGACAGCGUGUGACCGAGCAGCCCAACAAAUCUAUUGAGUGGAAGCGCUUGUACCAGGCAUUCACAGAGAGCCUGCACCGUGUGUACGGCAACUGGCUGAGGGGCCAAUACGCGGGGCGCCACGUGCACUGCAAUGCAGACGGCAUCUACACCCUCCAAUACGACGACAAGGAAAUCUUCACGGGAAACAGAGACGACACAAUCAAGAUUUGGGACCUGGAGACGCUGUCGCUGAAGCGGUCGAUUGCGGGGCACACCGGGUCUGUCCUGUGUCUGCAGUACGACGACAACAAGAUCAUCACCUCCAGCUCAGACCACACCAUCCGCAUCUGGGACAGGAACGACGACUUCAAAUGCGUCGCCGUGUACACCCACCACGAAGAGUCUGUGCUGCACGUGCGGUUCGACAAUGAAUACAUGGUGUCGUGCUCAAAGGACCGCUCCGUCGUCAUCUGGAAACAAACAGAUGUGAAAGGGUUCAAGCACGAGAUUCUGCACGAUCUGAAGCGACACCGUGCGGCCGUGAAUGUGGUUGAGUUUGACAAGCGCCACAUCGUCUCCGCUUCCGGCGACCGCACCAUCAUUGUGUGGGAGACGGGCACGGGCAAAUACCUCAAGACGCUGCAAGGCCACGAGCGAGGCAUUGCAUGCAUCCAGUACCGGGGCAACCACAUUGUGAGCGGCUCCUCCGACCAGACCAUUCGCAUUUGGCAGGUCGACACGGGCGAGUGCAUCAACGUCCUCAGAGGCCACACAUCGCUGGUGCGCUGUGUGCGGUUCGACGACAGAUUCAUCGUGUCUGGAUCCUACGAUGGGACGGUGCGCGUGUGGAACUUCCAGACGGGCGAGCCUGCGCCGCGAUUGGAGGGACACGACAACCGCGUGUUCCGCGUGCAGUUUGAUGCGUUCAAGAUUGUGAGCAGCUCCCAAGACGACACGCUGCGGGUGUGGGACUUCUCGCGUGAUGUGACGGCGUAUUGCAAGAGCAGGAUAGGGGAACUUGGCCAGCAGCUGAGCGACCUCUGAUCGUCCUCUUGUCUGUGUGUGUCUGUGUAUGCUCUGUGUCUGUGUCUGUGUCUGUGUCUGUGUCUUGUCUCGUGUCCUCUGCUCCGACUAUUUUUCCUAUGUGCCCUGCCCGUAUUGUCUUCGUCUGUUUGCAUCUGUUUGCAUCUGUGUGUCGCAUGAUGGUGGGGGGGGGUGGCGACUCCUCUUCAUUGGCUCUACCCACGCACCCCUCUCCAAUUGACCUCUUUCCUUCUCUCUCCUUGCUCUUGCCUUGCUCUCUCCAUGCUCUCUCCUUGCACUCUCUUCCAUCAAUCUUGUUUUGUUCAUGGGUUGUGAUGACUUUACUUCACACGUGGCGCGUGUGCACUCUGCCCGUUGCGUUUGUUCCUUGGCGACGCGUGAUGUGUUGUCGCGGGUGUUUUCUAAUGCGGUGUAAACGGUUAAUCAACGAG